This is a messenger RNA of Phlebotomus papatasi, 440 nucleotides long. RefSeq lists its product as uncharacterized. Lineage: Eukaryota; Metazoa; Arthropoda; Insecta; Diptera; Psychodidae. The record is from RefSeq and is a predicted model, not a curated record. The transcript has a single exon. The annotation marks the transcript as partial.
AUGGCAGAGUACAAAGAGUGCAUGAAGAGCGAGUUGGAUAUUUUUCUAACACCUCCUGUACAAACAUCCAUUCUACGCGCCGAUGAAAUCUCUUAUCAACCAUUGGCAAGCCUCGAGAAUCCUAAAGUUAUAGAAUUUUACUCAGUCGCGCAUGGAGAUUGUUACCGAGAUUUGUCUUCAAUCUACAUCAAAUUUAAAAUCCAACUCCUUAAGGAGAAUGGCGAAAACUUCAACGAGGAGGAUGUGGAGCAGCCAGGAGUUGUAAAUAACAUUCUUCAUUCGAUGAUUCGUUCUGUCUCAGUUUCUCUAAAUGGGAAAACAAUUUCCCAAAAUGAAGGAGACUAUCAUUAUCGAAGCUACUUUGAGACUCUUCUAACCUAUGGAAAGGGAGCAAAAGAUACAUUUCUACGCAAUUCUGGAUGGAUUCGAGGAUACUGGGG